CUAAACUUCAGAAUGGACCCGACGGGAGAAAAGCCCGUUAGUGUGUAACGCUGGGAGGGCAGCUCUGACCGUCCAUGUCUUGUUUACAGAUAUCAACACUUAAACAAAGUUUCUGACAGAAAUGUCGAGAGAAAACACCACUCGAAGUUUGGACAGUAUAGACCUCGCUGCUUUAAGAGAUCCAGCAGGGAUCUUUGAGCUGGUUGAGGUCGUUGGCAAUGGAACCUACGGUCAGGUGUACAAGGGCCGUCAUGUCAAGACAGGUCAGCUGGCAGCUAUCAAAGUCAUGGAGGUCACAGAGGAGGAAGAAGAGGAGAUAAAGCUGGAGAUCAACAUGUUGAAGAGUUACUCCCACCAUAGAAAUAUCGCUACUUAUUAUGGUGCCUUCAUUAAAAAGGGCCCUGCAGGACAGGACCAUCAACUCUGGUUAGUGAUGGAGUAUUGUGGAGCUGGCUCUGUGACAGACUUGGUGAAGAAAACUAAAGGAAAUUGUUUGAAAGAAGACUGGAUAGCUUACAUCUGCCGGGAGGUGCUAAGGGGUCUUUCCCAUCUUCACUCCCAUCAUGUGAUUCACAGAGACAUUAAGGGACAAAAUGUUUUGCUCACAGAGAAUGCUGAAGUCAAACUAGUUGACUUUGGAGUGUCGGCCCAGCUAGAUAAGACGAUCGGUCGAAGGAACACUUUCAUCGGUACUCCCUAUUGGAUGGCUCCAGAGGUCAUCGCCUGUGACGAGAACCCUGAAGCUACAUAUGACUAUAGGAGUGACCUCUGGUCUUUAGGCAUCACCGCUUUAGAGAUGGCGGAAGGAGCCCCCCCUCUGUGUGACAUGCAUCCGAUGAGAGCGCUGUUUUUGAUUCCUCGAAACCCUCCACCCAAACUUAAAUCAAAGAAAUGGUCGAAGCGUUUCUUGUCGUUCGUUGAUAGCUGCCUAAUCAAGAACCAUCUGCAUCGACCCACCACAGAUGUCCUGCUGAGGCACGCCUUCAUCAAAGACCUGGCUAACGAGAGACAAGUUCGCAUCAUGCUCAAAGAUCACCUGGACCGAACCAGGAAGAAGCGAGAGAAAGAGGGUCCAGAGUAUGAGUACAGUGGCAGUGAGGAAGAGGAUGACGAGGUCACAGAAGAGGAAGGAGAGCCCAGCUCCAUAGUGAAUGUUCCCGGCGAAUGGACGCUGAGGCGGGAGUUCCUUCGUUUGCAGACAGAAGAUCACGAAGGCAGCAGAGACGGAGGUCGCGGAGGAGGCGGUGGAGGUCAGCAGAGACAACAGGCGUUACAGCAGCACAGGCAGCAGUUGGUGGAACAGGAACGAUACAAGCAGCAGAUCCUGGCUGACAGACAGAAGAGGAUCCAACAGCAGCAAGAGCAACGGCAAAAGUUAGAGGAUCAGCAGAGGCGGCAGCUGACAGACUGUGCCUUUCAGUGGGGAGAGCUCCAGGAGGUCUUCUUUGGGGAGGAGUCUCAGCUCCACGACAACAGGCUCUUACUGGAUGAGGGAAACAAUAGGAGUGACAGGAGACAGGAUCAGGCAGGCAGACAGCGGAGUGCUGAUGUGUCAGUAAGGCCUCUGGACUCCACAGCAGAGCAGAGAGCAGUGGCUCCAAACCAACUGCUUCAGCAUAAGGCCCAGCAUUCGCAGUCUCGGGUACAGCCGCAAGCCAAGUCCCAGCAUCAGCUGCCCUCUGCGGGCCGGAGAUCCCAUCGCACCCUGCCCAAAGACCAAACCCAACUCCUGUCCCUGCAACACGACCACAGACACAGGGAGAAAGAGAGGCAGAGGCAAAGAGAAAUGCCUGUGGCAGCUCUCCAGAAGCUAACAGCUAAUAGUGGGAACACAGCUGCUACUGCUGCCGCUACUGCUGCUGCCUCUCCCAGCCGCUCUGCAGUCAGUCAGAGCUCAGCGAUGGACUUCCAGGAAUCAAACUUAGCCAGGUUGCUUUUAGCUGCUGGCCUUCCCAGCCAGAUGCACUCAAGGCUGGGCUCUGGAAGCAGCUCUAGUCCUUGUACCCCAGCCAUGCAGAGAGCUCAGUUUAACCAGAAUGAAAAUCUUCGCUUGAGUCGGGACACCCCUCACAGCAGCUCUAUGUCAGACAUGGCCAUCUCCCCUUUGUCCCCGUUUUCCCCGGUGUCCCCAACUGACAGCGUCUUCUGGGACUCUGUGGAGACUGCCCCUAAAGUCCCAGAGCGCACCACCUCAAAGUAUUACUGUAGGGAACUGAUGAUGGGACACAAGAGGGCCGCUUCAAGUGGCAGUCCAGUGUCUGCAGCAGAUAAGAGUCCACGAGCUAUGUCCCAUGGAGGCUCCUCCAUGAGCAGCAAUCAUCCAGGUUACUUCAAGCUGGAAAGUCCUGUUCUGCAGCAACACCUGCACAGGAAGACAGACAACAUGCCCAGUGGGCACAUGCAAGGAGUAAAACCUGCUCUGGGUCGGCUACACAAGGCCACAGAAUACUCUUCUUCUAGUGAUGAAGUUGGCAGCAGUGAUGACGAAGAGCGAAACAGGUCUGGCAUGUCCAACGGAAAAGGGAAAUACUUCAGAGGAAUACCUGAUGGCAUCGUCCUGCAGCCUCACCACAAUCUUAAUCAGAUUUCUCAGUUGGGUUCAGAUGACACCUACUUGCUACCAGACCUUCUGCAGAAAACCUCUUCCUCUAGUCCUACCUACAAUGCAUUGAGCCAGCAGCACCGAGCACAUGAACUCAGCUAUUUGAGAUCACCCACAUCCCCCGGAUCCCCCACACACCAGGAUCUACAUGAUAUCAGCAGUCCUACUGGUAAAAACACCCCCACAUCAUCUUCUUCCUCAUUCCUGCCCUUCAUUGAUCCAAGACUGAUCCCCAUAUCAUCACCGCCACAGAGCCCGACGGGCAUUAAGGGUGAGCCACUCAAGAGAGAGAACCACAGAAAGGGCUCUGUCGUGAAUGUGAACCCAACCAACAUUCGACCACAGAGCGACACGCCAGAGAUCCGAAAGUACAAGAAGAAGUUCAACGCUGAGGUUCUGUGUGCUGGUCUGUGGGGUGUGAAUCUGUUGGUGGGGACAGAAAAUGGUCUGUGGCUGCUGGAUCGAAGUGGUCAGGGAAAGGUCUACUCGCUCAUCAGCAGACGAAGGUUUCAACAAAUGGAUGUACUUGAAGGGCUCAAUGUGUUGAUAACUAUAUCAGGAAAAAAGAACAAACUGCGUCUCUACUACUUGUCCUGGUUAAGGAAUAAAAUCCUCCAUAAUGACCCAGAGGUGGAGAAGAGACAGGGUUGGACAUCAGUAGGCGACUUAGAGGGCUGUGUACACUAUAAAGUCGUGCGUUAUGAGAAGAUAAAGUUCUUGGUGAUUGCUUUGAAGAAUGCUGUGGAGGUGUAUGCCUGGGCCCCCAAACCCUACCACAAAUUCAUGGCCUUUAAGUCCUUCAGAUCUCUGCCUCAAAAGCCACUGUCUGUUGACCUGACAGUAGAGGAAGGUCAAAGGUUAAAGGUGAUCUAUGGCUCCGUGUCUGGUUUCCACGCCAUUGACGUAGACUCUGGAACACCAUACGACCUGUACUUGCCUACACAUAUCCAGGGUUCCAUCCGUCCCCACGCCGUCAUCAUUUUGCCAAACAAAGCUGGAACCGAGGUUCUGGUCUGCUACGAAGACGAGGGCGUCUACAUCGACACCUACGGCCGCAUCACCAAGGAUACAGUGCUGCAGUGGGGGGAAAUGCCUACAUCUGUUGCCUACCUUCAGUCUAACCAGGUGAUGGGUUGGGGAGAAAAGGCCAUAGAGCUGAGGUCAGCGAGCACGGGGAACCUGGAGGGAGUUUUCAUGCAUAAAAAGGCCCAGAAACUGAAGUUCCUGUGUGAAAGGAAUGACAAGGUUUUCUUCGCGUCCGUGCUGUCGGGAGGCAGCAGUCAGAUUUACUUCAUGACUCUUGGGCAGAACUCGCUGUUCAGCUGGUAACAACCGGACCUGUUAACUCUGAGAUCGGCUGGUGGGCGUCCACCUUCAUUGCUUUGGGUUAUCCUGGUGAUGCCUUUUUUGGAUUUGUGCUGACUUGUGUUGACCUCCGUGAAGUAGUGGAUACAAGAGUCAGCUUGAUUACUUCAUCCAUUUCUCGGCCUCGUGUCAUUAUCAUGUUAAACCAUAAGGAUGAAUGAUUAAGCUGAUCGUGAAUCCGCCUGCAGGAAAAAAGCUUGAAUCUCAUCGUUCCAUCCUCGACUACUGACGCGUGGAUCUUUGCUGUUUCAGGUGCAGCAGCACUUACAUCUGGACAUGAUUUUCAGCAAAAACAAGAGUUUUAGUUCGCCGCCAUCACACCCCCGUCCACAGAAAUGUUAAAAGGUACAAGCGGCUGUGCCAGCAUCUUUUAUUUUAUGUGUCAUUUCACCCAAAAGAAAAACUGAGGGCUUCACCUGGUUGAUUGUUUGGGGAUUUCACGUGAACACCUGGCUUCAGAGCUGCUGUUUUGUUGUUCUUCCGCAGCAGUCACUUCAUUCAGCUCAUCGCUCCUGAAUUUUUUUUUUUUUAGGAAUUAUUAAUUAACUAUGUGCACAACAAUUAUUCAUGUGUUUGUUUUAAAAUGCCCAGCUGUGAUUACACUUGGUUCAUUAUGCUUCUGGCGCACCCCAGAGAGUAAACAUCACGUAAUUUGUGUGUUGUCUAUCAGUGGCCUUGUUCGCUCUGUGUACAUCACCUGGGCAUUUCAAAAACUGAUGAAAUGUGGGCUGCUUUAUGUCGUUCUGUAUUUUGUUGCUAGUGCCAUAAUUAUUUCAAGCAGUUUUAGAUCCACAAACAGUAUUAAUUAUCUGUAAUACCUCAGAACUGUUCCGGUAUUUAUGAAGUCCUUGAAGUGAGAUUUAAUCAGAGUGAUAGAACCCAAAUAAUCUAUGAUAUUACUGUACCGAUUCCUUUUAUAGUGGAUUAAAUACAUAUCACUAUUUUAUUUAAUACAUAGCACUAUCAAAUGUUAAGAAUUAUUUCUAAAAGUGAGCAUUAAGUCAGCCUUUCUAGCCUAGAAAUUAGUUGUUAGUUAUGGGGGAAAAAAAUCUCUAGGUAUAUUUGCAUAGUUUGGAUUAAGAUGGGCUGAAUAUAUGUUGCCACGACAGCCCCCUCACCUGUGCUUUUUCUCAGGUCUCAGUGUGAGCUGUCACUCCACCACAGAUCUGGACCACAUCAUUUUAGUCUUAUUUCUCCUUACAAAGGACCUCGAAAGCCAUUCACUUUACCAUAAAAGGCACAAUUUGAAUGUGCAGCAUAUAUUACGUAGAUAAAUAUAGAUCCCAAGCAAGUAUAAUUCUUUUUUUUUUUUUUUUUUUUUUUUUGUACAGCUUCUGAUGUGUAUAUAAUCCUGUAAGAUGCACUGUUUUCUAAAUAUUUUAUGACACGCCAUCUUGACAUAUGUGUACAUGAUUGCAGGCUUAUGAAUGUGAAACUCAAUCCCAAAACAGAGUUCAUACAGAACACAUUGCAGCCAAGGUAUUUGAUUGUGGAUGUGAGCUGCUGACUGAGUUUGAAGGCUCGUGUUCAGGUCUUACAAAUGCGACUGAAGCGUCUAAGAUCAAAAUGCGAAUUCUGUUUUUUGGUUGGUUUUCUUAUUGUGUGUAUAAGACAGGUGUUUUGCACAAUGGCCACCUUAUACAUGUUACAUCAAAAGCCAUUCUCUUGUCAGUACUGAAAAGAUUAUAUCAGUAUUUGUUACACUACCCGGUGUGGGACCAGUUUUUGAUAGACCAACUUGAAGGAAAGAUCUCUCAUAGGAUAUGCAAUGAGUUGAGCUGAAAAUAUAAUAUUCUCUUUGUCAUUUAUUCAAUGAGCUUCAAAGCAAGAAACCAAAGAUGAAGGCUUUGAUGUAUUUGCUUUCUUGAUUCUAACAGAUAAUUCACAACUGACUAUUUGAUUUGAUUUCUGAAUCAGGUUGGAAAAAAAAAAACUUAGAGCAGCCUGGAAAGUCACCCGGACCUGAAAUGUUGUGCUUCAUUGCAACAAAAUAUAUGCAAGUCAGUGUUGCUAGUGUUCAUGUAUUAAAUAGCACAGAUGUAUGCAUUAAGUAUUAUUUGGUUCGGUAAAGGUAAAGAAAUGUUUCUUACCUUCAAAUGUGAAUUUGAAUAUUUAUCCAUUUGAUCAUACUUUUUUUUUCCUGUAUGAGAUUUUGCUUAAACUGGUAACUUUUUGUUUUACAUUAUCCUGCACACUCUUGAAUUUUGUUGUCAUCAGAAUUGUGCCAAAUGUUUUUAUAUACAUUGAUACUUUUAGUUUUAGUUUUAUUAUAGACUUGUGAGAAAUACAGCAGCUGGUUCUGUGAGAAUAUUUUAAACUGGAAGAUGAAUUUUCUGUCUUAUUGCCAAGUUUUUACCACGUCUUAGUGUUUGUUUCAGGGGGCUAGAAAUUGUUUUCCUGACUUAACCGACAAAAUAGCUCAACAUGGCUACUGUACAUUAAUUUAGUGGAUUGUGAGCUAAUAUUAACUGGCUAAGAGGUGCUAGCUAACAGAGCCUAAAUGUACCAUAAGUAUUAGCUAGCUAGCUUAAAGUUCCUAGCUAACAUUGUUGCUGUUAUAUGGCUAAGAAAAAAAAAAUGCUUGUCUAGCAGUACCAAGAUUAGUUACUGUUUUCACAUAAAGGAAAGCCAUAACUUUGUUUUCAAUGCGUAGCAUGACUUAUGCUAAUAUUUACAUAGGUUCAGAUUUUUAGGCACUUUAAAUGUUAUUUUGAUUUGCAGUCAACAACUGAAAUAAAAAUUGGACAAAAUAAAUUCUGGCAAGCACAUCAGAGUAAAUACACAAUACUAAGUUAUACUAAUGUUAACAUAAAAUCAUGUCGAUGUAGGCUACUGUAUACGUGAAGCUUACUGCUUCAGUUUAAAGGACAGUUGUUGUGCUAACUUGUGGUCAGGCCUGCUGUGAAAUGGUGACUAUGCAGAACAGACAGCUUUGGUCAGGUUCCCGAGCAAGAUCCUGGCCGUUAAAGAGUCCAAACCAGACAGGAGAGCAGACCAAAACCUGGUCGUGAGUAGCUACCACAGUUGCUGUAGGUUCUGUUCAGCUCUAGCUUAUUUAAAAAAAAAAAAAAAAAAAAUCUCAAACAGCCUGUAUCUCCUGUGUUCAUCCUGCUGCCACACUCCGUCAUAGACAUCGAGUAACUGUAGGGUACAUGCUGGAAAGUAAACCAGUUAAUUCCUAAAAUUAGUUAACCCAUUUAUUAAGCAGCUUCUGAAUAGGUCCACAAUUAUCGCUUGUAUUCAAAACUGAUUCAGUUGCAAAGUCAGAUUUAGCUUCAUGGUCCACUAUUUAAAACAUUUUCUCUGUAAACAGCAGUGAUAUGUUUAUAUGCAAUUAUAUUACAGUAAGCAAUUUUAAUGACAUGGCCUAGUCUUGUAAUGACUGUUAAAACGUGCUCUCCAGACUGCUUCAAGUAACAGCAUGUGAAACCGGCUCUUCUGCAAGCUGACCAAUGUGACACCUAAUAAGAUGUUUUUUUUGUUUUGUUUUGUUUUUUUUAAUUAAUCCGGGUUUAUCCAUUUGUCAUCUUAAGCUACCCUUUUAGAGAAUGGGGAUAUUUUUGUGGCUUAUUAGAAGCAGAGUGUCUGCCUGCUGCCACUCUUUGCUCCCUGUUGCUUAGCACUGGACUGUAGCUGUAUCACUAAUGAGAGAGAGAGGGAUCGGUGCACUUCCUCCUACACCUUCCACUGGUUAAAAACAUGACAGAUUCUGCUUCAGGCUUGUGGUGACUCACAUCCUUAACUCUCCCACAAACUCUUUUCUCUCACUUUUCACAACACAUUUCCUCUGGCCGCCACUUUUCAUCCACUCUGCAUCUUUUGCCGAUCUUUAGCUUCUCAUUCCUACUCCUGGCUGCCUCUUUAGCUUCCCACGCUCUCUUUCUUUUUAUUUUUGUUAAAUUCACUGAGACCUGUCACAUGAGAUUGCACAUCUUUAUUGCACCAAAUAGAUUUGCACAGCUUUUCAAAUUAAAAAUGAGGUUUAAUUAAUGGAAGUAGACCCAAAGAUUUAGCCCAAACCUGUUAUCUCUGCGAGUUGUGUUGCGAAGUGGGAUGAAGCGUGAUACAGAGGGGGGGAAAAAAACAAACAAACUGAAUACAAAGCAGUUUGCAGUUUUGCAUUAUUUAGUUAAGUGUCAGCUGUUGUUUUCCAGCCUGUGGAUGUGAUGUGUGGGAGAGUGGGAUGAAAACUGGUGUUUUAAAAGGCAGAAUUCAGGCUUCAACGAAAGGAAGGACCGAGUUAGAGGAGGUAGUUGGUGGUUUUAGUCAAGUAUCACUUAAUAGAAGGAACAAGGAAGAGGCUCUAAGAGGCUUCAUUUAUUUAAAUAAUACCUAAUAUGUUAAGAUUGUUUUGGUUGUGAUGAAGAGAAGGAGGAAGAGGAUGUGAAAGGGACAGUGACUGUAUACAGUAGCCUUUUAAGAUUAAACAUUGACAUUUGUUGCAUCACUCAUCAGUAAGCAAAAUUACAUUCCUGAUUUUUUUUUUUUUGUUUUUUUGUUUUUUUUUUGGGGAAGGGGG
This is a messenger RNA of Archocentrus centrarchus (flier cichlid), 8486 nucleotides long. RefSeq names its product misshapen-like kinase 1. NCBI's taxonomy places the organism in Eukaryota, Metazoa, Chordata, Actinopteri, Cichliformes, Cichlidae. The record is from RefSeq and is a predicted model, not a curated record. The coding region runs from base 122 to 3931 and encodes 1269 amino acids. Gene Ontology annotation, molecular function: ATP binding; protein kinase activity. Gene Ontology annotation, cellular component: cytosol. The transcript is spliced from 33 exons. Gene Ontology annotation, biological process: protein phosphorylation.